Molecule: messenger RNA, 1207 nt
Organism: Echinops telfairi (small Madagascar hedgehog)
Lineage: Eukaryota; Metazoa; Chordata; Mammalia; Afrosoricida; Tenrecidae
Gene: UBE2L6
Product: ubiquitin conjugating enzyme E2 L6
Exons: 4
Coding region: 53-514 (153 amino acids)
Source: RefSeq, a predicted model, not a curated record
AGCCUCGGGCAAGAUCCGCUGGCUCCGCGGGUGCCUCACACUCUGCCCGGAGAUGUCGGCGUACAAGCGGGUGGCGAAGGAACUGGAGGAUUUGCAGGGGUCACUGCCAUGCUACCUGAGGAACUUGGUCAGCGAACCUGACAACAUCCUGGUGUGGCACAUGCUGCUACUGCCGAGCGAACCACCCUACAACCUCAAAGCCUUCAACGUGAGCCUCAUCUUCCCAGAGGAUUAUCCCUUCAAGCCUCCCAAGAUAAGAUUCACCACCAAGAUCUACCACCCCAAUGUGGAGGAGAGCGGCCAGGUGUGCCUUCCCAUCACCAGCAAUGAGAACUGGAAGCCAUGCACCAAGACCCGCCAAGUCCUGGAGGCCCUCAACAUGAUGGUGAAUCAACCAGAUCUGGGGCAGCCCCUGAGGAUAGAACUUGCCGAAAUGCUGACACAGAACCGGAAGCAGUUCUACCAGAGUGCCCAGAAGUUCACUCUCUCCUACGGAGUGCCGCGGCCCACCUAAACCACGUCUGGCCGCUCUCUGCACCAGGCCCUAUUGGCAUGGUGUGCAGCUACAUCUCCGACUGGGUCCUCUUUCCUUCCUAGCUUGUUCAUCGUUGGUUGGUUUGGGAUGGGGGUGUCUGUGUGUGGAACCACUCCCAGGCUCACCUAACCACAGGUGCCCCCGCUGCACUCCUCCCCAUCUCCCACCAGAGCGGGAGAUGUUGAGGACCAACCAGCCCCCCUUUGGCUCUCUGUCUGGGAAUCCUGCCCAUGCCCACUCUGUCUGUGUUGGGGUAUGGGUCCAAGCCAGUGGGAGGAAACAGGCCCCACAGCCAAGUACCAUCCACCUGGGCCUGGGCUUCUUUGUGGGGGAGGGGGAGGCAGGGUAGGGGCAGGAGGGAAGUGGGCCGAUGGAUGAAGGCACGGCUGGGAAGGAACCAUGUUGACAGUGGAGUGCGGGAUUGAAGUCCGCCACACUAGGAGUUCAUCUUCUCUUUUCCUUUCCAUGGACGCUCCACAAGCGGAAGAUUCUGACUUCCCAGAUUCCCACUUCCAUCCAGGAGCCUGACCGCUCGCUGUCCCACAAGGUGGCGAGUUGCCUGGGGCCAGUUCUCAAGUCUUCCCAGCCUCCCUUUCCAGCAUCCAGUCCUCCAGGGGGUGCCAUGGAAACCCUUGAGAUUGCACAGUCAUUAAAAUGCCGAUGAAUUCUGCA